This is a messenger RNA of Calypte anna (Anna's hummingbird), 4316 nucleotides long. RefSeq names its product pygopus family PHD finger 1 (gene PYGO1). The record is from RefSeq and is a predicted model, not a curated record. The transcript is spliced from 3 exons. NCBI's taxonomy places the organism in Eukaryota, Metazoa, Chordata, Aves, Apodiformes, Trochilidae. Bases 72 to 1328 code for a protein of 418 amino acids.
CGGCGGCGGCGGCAGCAUCAUCAAAGAGCCCCGAUUCCUGUCGCCCUGGGAGCCAUGCGCUGCUGUCUGUAAUGUCAGCGGAACAGGAGAAGGACCCCAUCGCGCUGAAGAGAUCCCGAGGUGGUGACAGUGGAUUGGAUGGGUUAGGAGGACCAGGAGUACAACUUGGAAGUCCUGAUAAGAAAAAGCGCAAAGCAAAUACACAGGGAUCAUCAUUUCUUCCUCCAUCUGAAUAUGCUCCACCACCGAAUCCAAGCUCUGACCACCUUGUAGCUGCAAAUCCAUUUGAUGACAACUAUAAUACUGUGUCUUAUAAACCACUUCCUUCAGGAAAUCCAUAUUUUAGUAAUCCUGGUUAUCCCGGCUUUGGAGGCUAUAACACUUUCAGAAUGCCACCUCACAUGCUGCCCAGAGUGUCCUCGCCUUAUGGUGGUUCUUACUCCCUCAGAAAUCAACCACAUCCUCUUCCUCAAAACCCCGUGGGAAUGGGUUUUAGUAGACCUCACUCUUUCAGCUUCGGUCCACACGACAACCCAGCUUUUGGGAAUCAACCACCUUACAGUAGUGGCCAAAUAAAUCAAAAUGUCAGUAUGCCUGGUCAGCACUUCAGGCCAAAUCCUGGUGAGAACUUCGGUCAUUCUGGCCAGAUACCUCACCCUGAUGUGCCAUCUAACUUUGGUCCUGGAAACAAUCCAAAUUUCCCCAAUUCUCAGCUAGAGUCAAACCAUUCUUUUGUACCUCCACCAAACACCUACAACCAGACAAAAUCAUCAGCACAAAAGCAAGACUUUAGUCAAGGUGCAAGCAAAGCAGCCAGCCAGAACACUGCUCCUCAUCAGCAUCAUCACAGGACAGAGGAGAUUGUGGGUCAGGGUAACAGUGACCUAAAAAAUGUUACUCGAAACAAUGUGGUAAAUCAGGAUAAUAGCCAUUCUAACAGUGCUGAUAACACAAAUGCUGGUCAUUCAAAUGGGACUCAGAGUAAGUCCCGCCAGCCCCGAGGUACUGCUGAAGGAUGCAACUCUGAAAAGAGCAGCAAAAUGCCCCUUCAUCCCAGUCGUCAUGGUCACUCAUCCUCUGAACCUGUCUAUCCAUGUGGAAUUUGUACACAUGAAGUUAAUGAUGACCAGGAUGCCAUCCUAUGUGAAGCCUCUUGUCAAAAAUGGUUUCAUCGGAUCUGUACAGGCAUGACUGAGUCAGCCUAUGGCCUUCUCACAGCAGAAGCAUCAGCAGUAUGGGGUUGUGAUACUUGCAUGGCUGACAAAGAUGUCCAGUUAAUGCGUACAAGAGAGACUGCAGGACCACCUGCACUGAAUACAGAUGGCUAACAAUGUGAGUUGGUCGUGGUGGUUGAAAUACUUGCUAUGAAGAUUUGCUUAUAAAUUGAGUACUUCACUUUUUGCAGACAAUCAGUUGUGUUUGAUUGCUGUCAUGUUUUUUCCCUAAUCUGUUUUCAUUCAUAAACUCCCGUCUCAGCCUUUGGACUCUUAGUAUUACAUACAAAACUGUCUUACAGAAUGGGAUAAUUUUUUUUUUCUGAUUAAACUCUAAAAUAUAACUGACAACUGAUCAGAAGUAGGGUAUAUAUUGGCAAUUGUAUUGAAAGCAAAAAUGUGCCAGUAUGAAUAACUCCUAAUUUGCCAGUGUCAGUGUGUUAACUAAUACUAGCAUUCAUUGCUCUGCUUUAAUGGUACUAUAUUUGCAAGUACUCAUUACAUAUAUUUUUUUGGGGGGUGAAUACCCAUUGCUGGUGUUCUUGCUAUCCUUUCUUUGAAUAUAAUGGACAUGACAUGGAAGAAUGUUCAGUGCUAAUAGUGUUUAUUUUAGGAUAAAUACAGAGGAUUUCAUGUGUGCUUUGUCCUAUUUUUGAAGAAAAUCAUUAGCAGACUAUUCAAGAAUUGAUGAGUUCCUGCUUAGUAACACAAUGAAACCCAAUAGUUCUUACACAUCUGUAUUUCCUUGAAAAAUCAAUGAUCUCUCUUGACUUUGUACCAAAUACUCAAUGGAGGCUUUUGCUAGGUCUUGGAGACAGUUACAAAAUGUGAUUACAUUGGAAAACUAACACAUCAAAUUUAUGAAGUCCAGUGCUUUAAAUAUAGAGCAUGCCAAAACUAGGAUUGCAUAUGUAACCCUAAUUCAUUCAUCUUAAGCAUAUACCUUAGGAUCCAGUCUCUGCUUCUGUCACGGUUGUGUAGUCAUGCACUUCUCAUCCUUUCUCACUGAUGGUUCUGGUCUCCUUCCUCAGUGCUGCCUGAGAAUUGUGAUUGAACUAGUGCAGGGAGAGCCCUGCCAAUCUCCUAAGGUCUUCAGCUAGAGCCUGCUCAGUCAUCCUGAGCUUACACAGUCUGCUUGGCAUGAAGGAGGGUGCAAGGCAAUGGAGUGUGCUCAGCACAGGCUCUAAAUUGCAGGUGAUUUGGUCAGCAAAGUCUUAAAACUGAAUUUCCAUCACUACCUCAGCCAGCCUUGCAGUGAGGGGGUUGAAAGUCUGAGGAGGUGAAUUAAAAUACAGCUUUCAUGUCAGGUACAUUUGGCUCUCAUCAGGAGCAAGUGAUCAUAAGUUUAGCUUCUUUGCUAAAUUUGACAUCCUAUCCUUGAAUUAUCUCAAAAAUACAUUUCCUCCCCCCCCCCCUUUUUUUUUUUUGUUUUUUUUUUGUUUUAGAUGUGGAGAAACAUCUAACCUUGAACACUUCAGCCUUAGCAAUGCGAUAAAGUUGCAUGUGCAACUGAAAAUUGAUGUUUCUGUGGAGAGAAGUGUUCCUUUAAAUAAAAGGUGGCACUGUAAUAGCUGACUCUUACGGUAAUACCACCAUGAUAGUAACUUUGCUUUUAAACAAUCAGCAGUUAAAUCACAUGUCAAGCAUUACAGGUACUAGUCAUGCUCCUUAAUGUGAUAAAUUGUUCAGGUCUGUGGUGAUGAGUGAUGUAGGAGCCUAUAUGGAAUACAGUCGUCUGUAUAGAGAGGUAGUUUUUAUGGUAAGCUACACUAAUGAGUGAAAAGUAAAGCUUUUUUGCUAGUUCACCAUUGUGUUUGGUUUUAAAUGGGCUCUACUGUGGUACUUCCGUGGAAAAUAUUGCACAGAUCUACAAAACUGUCCCUGUUUUAUUUUAAAAAUAAAAAGUUUUAUAUACUCUUUAACUGGCAAAAUGCAGGAUUGCCAUCCUUUUCUGUCUUGUCUCUCAUCAGGAAAAAGGAAAUGUGUACAUUUAAGUGUAAAUGACACAAUUCACAUCUUGAGGAUUUCCUGUGUGGAGAUAUAGAGAAAGUCUAAGGCACAUCCAGGUCUUCUGUUUUCAUCACUAUUUGCUUUGUUUAACACAGAAACUAAAUCAUGUUUUGCUAGAGGUGUGAUAUUUGAAAACAACAAAAAGGCAACUAAGCAACAAUCUCUUUUAGAGAGAUUUAUUCUUCAGUAGUUUUCCUAGUGACUGACUGACUGUUAGGAUUUGCUUUUGGUUUCUGAAGUAGAAAUCAAACCAAACUUUGUCAGAUGGAUUUAUUCCUUUGAGAAUCAAUUCAGUCUUAGCAAAAAUUUACACUGUGAAGGUAGUGGAGCUGAUUCAGACUUAGAGCAGUUUAAAUUCAGUAAGAAAACUUUGCUAGGUGAAAAUCUAACAAAAACUCUAAUGAUCAUAAUUUUACACCAAUGGAAACAAUGUUGACAACACCUUUUCCACUCCCACAUCCCAUUUCUGUUGUGAGAAAGCGUUUGGGGCAUUUGUUCUCAGAACUCCAACAUCUUAACAUUUUGGAGCAGACAGUGUAGUUAAUCUGUAAUCCUAAGGCUCUUCCUCAACCCUCCAUGAAGUUAGGCAAGUGUUUUCUAUAUUAUCUAGCAAGACAUCAGGAUUUAAAUAUAAUGUUCUUACAAAUUUAAAAUCAAGUGGGGUAUCAUUUUAUAAGGCCUUCAGUUAUGUAUUUGUGAAACUUACUCUAACAACUUAUUUCAGGAUUUUUAACUGAUACUAUGUUGGGUUUCCAACAUAGUUAAUUUUCUUCAUUUAUUAACCUACAAAUUCAAGACAUUAGCAAACACCAAUUGCAUUAAAAAAAAAUAAAUUAACAACAAAACCAAACUUACCACACUGAUCACAGAGGUGUGACUAAUUAGCAUCUCCAGAAAUCAUCCAGCCAAUAUUUUUGCUCAACUGAUAUGCUCUUGGCAUACCUGGACUCCUUAUCUAGAGGGUUAUACUUUGUUUUUCUCUGCAUGUAUUGACAAGUAGUAGUUCAAGUAUGCACAGGGAAAACAACAGUCAUGUUUUGUUAGUAAGAUAAUAGGAAAAUGUCAGAUGGUUAGAAUUAGAAAUUAGUUAUA